UUCUGCCCCACAGGUGAGGGUGUGUGUCGAGAGUCCGUGACGCUGUUGACAUAACACGCGGGUGUCCUCAUAUUACCGUCGUAGCAUCACAACCUGCUCACACACUCUGCACUGACUCCUCGGGACUUCUGCACUAAAGACACAACCGUGGAGUAAGACUGGCAGUGGAUUUCCGAUUGGACCCUGUAAUUUCUUCAGACGUUUAUAGGACACCAUUUCGGUCAUGAUUAGAGUUUUUUCGUUGAUUUCUGUUUUGUCGGUGUUGGCGGCGCUGGCGAUUCUUGCCGAUGUGGUAAAGGGUAAUUUCCCAGACCAACUUGUGAGAAAUAAAAGAGAAUGGAUCAUUCCUCCAACCAAACUCUUGGAAAACAAAGACUACAGCACAGAAAAGUAUAUUGCCAAGAUUCGAUCAGACAACCAAUACACCAUUGGGGAUGUACGGUACUCUCUGCAUGGAGUGGGGGCUGACCAGUAUCCCUACAACGUGUUUUUUGUAGACGAAAACACUGGAUUUGUGAAGAUGACGCGUUCUCUAGACCGAGAGAUUUUCCAUCAGUACAAUCUAUCCGGCAUGGCAACAUGGAAAAAUGGCACGAAGGCAGAGUCUGAAAUCGAUCUCAGGGUUGUCGUACUGGAUGAAAACGACUGCACGCCCGUUUUUCCUAAAAGCCAAGAUGGGUCGGUCUCUGAACUCAGCCAACCAGGUACAUUCGUAAUGCAAAUAAAAGCAACGGACGAUGAUGAGGCUAAUAAUCCAAACUCUCAGAUCCGUUACAGCAUAAUAGCGCAAGACCCACCAGGAGACAUGUUUUACAUUGAUGACCAAGGACAGCUCCUAGUCAAAGAGUCCACCCUUGACAGAGAGCAUCAAGACACUUACACCCUGAAGGUGCUUGGAAAGGACUUGAACGGUGCAGCAGGAGGGAAUGAGGGAACAGGAACCAUCGUAAUAAAGAUCAAGGAUGUGAAUGACAACGUCCCGACUCUGGAGAAAGAAGAGUACUCUGGUAGCAUUAAGGAAAACACAAAAGGCGUGGAGGUUAUGAGAAUAAAAGCACAGGACCUGGACAUUGAAAAUACUGAAAACUGGGAAGCUGUGUUCGAUAUUGUCAAAGGCAACGAGGCUGGCUACUUCAGCAUCAAAACAGAUCCUAUAACCAACGAGGGUAUCCUCAUGCUUGACAAGGCUGUGGACUUCGAGGACGUAAAGGAUAUUCAACUAGGAUUGGCUGUGAAAAACAAAGCCGAGAUGUUCGGCGGUGGUGGUGGGUCAGGUGCUGGAGUGGGUUCAGGCGGGGGUGGAGGCACGGGUGGGGGCGGGGGUGGAGGCACGGGUGGAGGCGGGGGUGGAGGCACGGGUGGAGGCACGGGUGGAGGUGGAGGUGCUGGAGGAGGAACUAGUGGAGGAGGAGGAACAGGUGGAACAGGAGGCACCAGUGGAACUACCUCCACCAAGUCCUACCCAAUAAAGAUCAAUGUUUUGAACGAACCCGAGGGACCACGUUUCGACCCUCAAGUCAAAGCCAUUCCCAUCUCUGAGGGCGGAAGCACUUUUAACCUUAACGAUGUCGUCGGCAAAUACCCAGCGAUAGAUGGAGAUACCGGAAAAGAGGCUGAGAAUGUCAGAUACGCAAAAGGACUUGACCCUGGCAACUGGCUAACUAUUGACCCAUUGACAUCAGAGAUUAGACUCAACAAGAUGCCCGACAGAGAGUCUAAGUAUCUGCAGAACGGGACAUACUACGCCAAAGUGCUCUGCAUUACAGAAGAUAUGCCCUCAGUAACAGCCACGGGAACCAUAGCAAUCCAGGUGGAGGACUUCAACGAUCACUGCCCCAAGCUGACAAGCAAUGUAGAGAGCAUGUGCACCACCGCUGAUGCCGUCACUGUGUCUGCCGUGGACGAGGACGCAGACCCUAACUCGGCUCCUUUCACCUUCUUAAUCCUCCCAGAGGGGACCAAGGGCAAGUGGGUUGCUGAGCAUUUAAAUGGAACCUCAGCUAUCCUGAGGUCUCAGGAGACCAUGUGGCCGGGCUCCUACGAGGUGUACGUGGAGGUACAAGACCAGCAGGGCGAGGUGUGCCCCGAGCGGCAGAAGGUGAAGGUGGAGGUGUGCACCUGUGAGGAUGGGAAGACAUGCGGCCCACUAGGCCUUGGCGGUCAAGUCGGCAAAUCGUCAGUGCUGGGGCCGGCGGCCAUCGGCCUGAUCUUUUUGGGAUUGCUCAUGCUGCUGCUCAUGGCUCUGUUACUGCUGUUCUGCCACUGUGGAGGCCCAGGGACUUUCCCAGGGGGCUUUGCCGAGAUGCCCUUUGACACCAAACCAAACCUCAUGACAUACCACACAGAGGGACAGGGCGAAAACACGGAAGUCCCGUUGCUCAAUAUGCCAACACAUAUGGAUACUGAGGUUACCAAAAUGGCUGGGAUGGGAACCCAGCAGCCGCCACCUGAUUUCAUGAUGGGAGGGAAGUUCCAACAAUCCACUUCCUCCAUGGGAGGUGUGCUCUACCAAGACGGCAAUUCCGUAUCAGGCGGCUACGGAAAUUCGACGUUGAGAAGAGUUGAGAACGGCUACUACUCCGAGUUUGACGGGAGGGAAAGCGCUGCAGCGGUAGAGAAGUUCAGUGGAUUCGCUUUACCAGAGAGCUAUCUAGGAAACUAUUAUACACAGAAGGCAAGCUUUGCACCAGAAAACCAAGCUGUGAAGGACAGCCUGCUUGUGUACGACUAUGAGGGCCAGGACUCCCCUGUUGGGUCCAUUGGCUGCUGCAGUCUCCUGGAAGCUGACAAUGACCUGCAGUUCCUGGACAACUUGGGACCCAAGUUUAAAACCCUUGCCGAGGUGUGCGGUGGCAAGGAGGAGACAACUGAAGUCAAACCAGUGCUCCGCACUCCUCUGAACACGAUGACCACUCCAAGAACCAUUGACACCACGGCCACACUGAGAAGUACCAUCUCUACUCAGCAGCAGCCUCAACCCCAACCCCAACCCAAACCUCAACCAUUGCCCCCACCCCAGCCCCAGACGAUUACUCAGAACACAGAACACAGAGCGGUCCGGAACACAACCCACAAAUCAAAAACCGUGUUGGAAGGUGUAAACUCAGUGGGAGGAGGCAUGGCCGGCCAAGGCCAGACGCUUCUGAUGCAACAGCCACCUGUCUACUACACCACCGCACCUGUAAUGCAGCCAAUGCAUUACAUAAUGCAGCCGCAAAUGCAAAACACCAUGUACCUAGCAAACAGCCCAGCGACCACCAACAUGCAGGGAAUGAUGUUGGUGAAUGGAGGCGCCCCCGGAGCUACUCAGGGGCUGAUAAUGCAGGGCCAGAGUGUGGGCCAAGGUGGCGGUGCUGUGAUCCAGACAGGCCCCCUUCCCCAGGGCAUGAUGGUGGUAGAGGGCCAGGUCCCUGCGGGCUCCCAGCAAUUGCUUCAGGGGCAAACAUACCUGGUCCAAGGUGGUACACUCAAACAUGGUCUGUCGGCUUCCCAAAGCAGGUUGGUGGUGGAGGGGCAGAACAUGACCCCCGUUGGCCAGGGGAUUCGCAUAGAAGGGGGCGGUGGUGCCAUCCAAACAGGAAGCCUGCCCCAUGGCGUGAUAGUGGUUGAAGGGCACGGCGGCUCCCAGCAGAUGCUCCAGGGUCAUGGACAGACGUACGUGGUUCAGGGUGGUUCACGCCAAGGGGGUCUGUCUACCGUUGGCCAAAGCAGGAUGGUGGUGGAGGGGCAGAACAUCGGUGAAGGGUCACUGGUCCACAACAACGGCACGGCCUUCGAUCCCUUGCUACAGAUGGGUUCUAUCAAAUCCGUUGUGCACAAAAAAAGAGUGGUUACUACUGAGAAAAUAACUCAGUAAAAAGUGGGAUGCUAUCGUGAGUCAAUCGUGAUGUUGGAACAUUAUUAAGUAUUCUGGCAAGUUUAAAGUAUUCUGGCAAGUUCAGGCAAGAUAAGUUCUCGUUUUUUAUAAGAUUUUCAGAGGUUGCAAUAAAACUUGGCAUGUUUCUUUAAUUGGUUGAGGGCAAGUUACAGCAUAUUUUUGUUGAAAUAUUUAUCAUGCACGCAGAGCUAAUUCUUGGUAUAUGUGGGUAGAUAAUCAUUUAAUAUGUCACAUGUCUAUAAUAAAUAUAGACAUAUUUUUUAUGCUUUAAUCUUUUUAGACAAGGUAAACAUGUACUAUGCAAUGCAUGUGAGUCGUUCGUCUGACUUUUUUGUAUUCGUAUCCAAGGAUUUUAAUGGAGAGCAUUUCUUAACCAAACCAAUGCCUUGCAUUGUAAAAAAUAGUAGCUCCUGCGUUUUAUAAUGUCUUUGUACACAUUGAAACAUGUUGUAUUUCAUUCAUGAACUGAAAGGUGUAUUUUAAUACCCAAAACAACUGUAAUGUAAAAUGCAGAUCGAGCUCUUGAGCUAUGUUGCCUCAUCAUAAAUUGUAUAAUAGUCAUUUCCAAAGCCAUCAACAAUCAGAUUAGAAUAAGCAGUUCAAUAAUGGGAAUAACAUUCCGGAACAGACGCCACACAUUAUCCAGCCAAUGUGUGCAACAGGCAGUUAUUUAUAAAUGUAUUUAACUGUCAAUUCCAGUUUUGAAUCGUUACUCAGCAAAUGAUGUUUACUGUAUGCAUAUUAUUAUUUUAAGAAUAUUUUAUACAUGUACAUUAGUCUAUGCUGAACUGGGAAAUGUUAACAGCAUGAUGCCUUUUUUUGUAGAUCAUUUCUCUAGUUUGCAGCAAGCAAACUAAAAGGUACAUAUACAGCUCUGUUACAAAACAUUUUUUUUCAGCACUAAAAAGCUUCAGUAAUUUUUCGAAUUUUGCCAAAUUGCAAUAAAAGAUAAUCAAACUACA
Molecule: messenger RNA, 4839 nt
Organism: Gadus macrocephalus (Pacific cod)
Lineage: Eukaryota; Metazoa; Chordata; Actinopteri; Gadiformes; Gadidae
Product: desmoglein-2.1-like
Exons: 14
Coding region: 224-3856 (1210 amino acids)
Biological process (GO): homophilic cell-cell adhesion
Cellular component (GO): desmosome; plasma membrane
Molecular function (GO): calcium ion binding
Source: RefSeq, a predicted model, not a curated record